CUCCUACAGGUUCGGUCCGCCGCCCCCUGUCCCGCGCCCCAGGACCCUCCUGCUGCACUCGCUCUCUCGGUUCGCCCCGACGCCAUGGACACGCUUUGGUGGCGCGCAGUUUGGGGACUCUGCCUCGUGCAGCUGAGCCUGGCGCAGAUCGAUUUAAAUAUAACCUGCCGCUACUCAGGUGUAUUUCAUGUGGAGAAAAAUGGCCGCUACAGCAUCUCUCGGACAGAGGCAGCUGACCUCUGCAAGGCUUUCAACAGCACCCUGCCCACCUUGGAGCAGAUGGAGAAUGCUCGGGAAAUUGGCUUUGAGACCUGCAGGUAUGGGUUUAUAGAAGGGCUCGUGGUGAUCCCCCGGAUCCACCCCAACUCCAUCUGUGCAGCAAACAACACAGGGGUGUACGUCGUCCCCUCCUCUGAAAACUCCCAGUAUGACACGUACUGCUUCAAUGCUUCAGCUCCGGAGGGAGAAGAUUGUACAUCAGUCACAGACCUGCCCAAUGCCUUUGAUGGACCAAUUACCAUAACCAUUGUCAACCGAGAUGGCACUCGCUACAGCAAGAAAGGAGAAUACAGAACGAACCCUGAGGACAUCAACCCCAGCAACCCCACGGACGACGAUGUGAGCAGCGGAUCCCCCAGUGAGAGGAGCACAUCGGGAGGCUACAGCAUCUUCCACACCCACCUCCCCACAGCUUACCCAGACCCAGACACGCCCUGGUUCUCUGACAACACAGAGAGGGCCCCGGCUACCACUUUGAUGAGCUCUAGUGCUACAACUCCUGAAACAACCACCAAGAGGCAAGAAUCCUACCAUUGGUUUUCAUGGUUGUUUCAACCAUCAGAGUCCAAGAAUCAUCUUCACACAACAACACAAAUGGCUGGUACGGAUUCAAAUACCAUCUCAGCAGGCUGGGAGCCAAAUGAAGAAAAUGAAGAUGAAAGAGACAAACCCAUCAGUUUUUCUGGAUCAGGCAUUGAUGAUGAUGAAGAUUUUAUCUCCAGUACCAUUUCAACCACACCACGGGUUUUUGACCACACAAAACAGAACCAGGAUUGGACCCAGUGGAACCCAAGCCAUUCAAAUCCGGAAGUACUACUUGAGACAACCACAAGGAUGACUGGUAAUGGAAUAGACAGAAGUGGUAUUAAUAGUUGUGGGGGAAACUGGAUCGAGGAGCCACACCCCCCUCUCAUUCACCAUGGGCACUGUAAAGAAGGGGAGACCCAGCAUGUUACAAGCACAGUCCAGGCGACUCCUAAUAGAACAACUGAAGAAACAGCUACCCAGAGAGAACAGUGGUUUGGCAACGGAUGGCACGGGGAAUAUCCCCACACGCCAAAGGAAGACUCUCAUUCAAGAGCAGAGACGACUGGUAAUGGAUGGCCCUCAGCCUACGCCAACCACCCAAGUCAGAGAAUGACAACACUGAGUCAAGAGGACAGUUCCUGGACUGAUUACUUCGACCCCAUCUCACAUCCAAUAGGACCAGGUCAUCAAACAGAAAGAAGGAUGGAUAUGGACUCCAGUCAUAGUACAACCCUUCAGUCCACUGCAGAUCCAAACACAGGUUUGGUGGAAGACUUGGACAGGACAGGACCUCUUUCAAUGACAACGCAGCAGAGUCAUUCUCAGAGCUUCUCUACAUCACAUGGAGGUUUGGAAGAAGAUAAAGAACAUCCAACAACUUCAACUCUGACAUCAAGCAAUAGGAAUGAUGACAGAGGUGGAAGAAGAGGUCAAAGUCGUUCUGAAGGCUCAACUACUUUACUGGAAGGUUAUAUGACUCAUUAUCCAGACAUGAAGGAAAACAGGACUCUCAUCCCCGUCACCCCUGCUAAGACGGGGUCCUUUGGAGGUACUGAAGUCACUGUUGUUGGAGAUUCCAACUCUAACAUUGAUCUCGCCUUCUCAGGAGACCACGACUCAUCCAGGGACUCCAGCCCGGGCGGCCAUACCACUCAUGGAUCUGAAUCAGAUGGACACUUCACUGGGAGUCAAGAAGGCGGAGCAAACACAACUUCAGGUCCUAUGAGGAAACCCCAAAUUCCAGAAUGGCUGAUCAUCUUGGCUUCCCUCUUGGCCCUGGCUUUGAUUCUGGCAGUUUGCAUCGCUGUCAACAGUCGAAGAAGGUGUGGACAGAAGAAAAAGCUGGUGAUCAACAAUGGCAAUGGAACUAUGGAGGACAGAAAGCCAAGUGGACUCAACGGAGAAGCCAGCAAGUCUCAGGAAAUGGUGCAUCUGGUGAACAAGGAGCCGACAGAGACCCAGGACCAGUUUAUGACAGCUGAUGAGACGCGGAACCUGCAGAACGUGGACAUGAAGAUUGGGAUGUAAUGCCAACACCGUUAUCUUGAAAGCAAACAUGUGGAGUCAUAACUAUAUUACAGGGAACUGGGACACUUAACAGAUGCAAUGUGCUACUGAUUGUUUCAUUGGGAAUCUUUUUUUUUUUUUUUGUAAGGAUAAAAUUUUCUAUUCCUUU
Otolemur garnettii (small-eared galago) is the source of this 2482-nucleotide messenger RNA. It is a transcript of the gene CD44, whose product is annotated as CD44 molecule (Indian blood group). The transcript has 18 exons. Gene Ontology annotation, cellular component: basolateral plasma membrane; macrophage migration inhibitory factor receptor complex; plasma membrane. Lineage: Eukaryota; Metazoa; Chordata; Mammalia; Primates; Galagidae. Gene Ontology annotation, molecular function: hyaluronic acid binding; cytokine receptor activity. The record is from RefSeq and is a predicted model, not a curated record. The coding region runs from base 85 to 2334 and encodes 749 amino acids. Gene Ontology annotation, biological process: inflammatory response; positive regulation of ERK1 and ERK2 cascade; cell adhesion.